Ananas comosus (pineapple) is the source of this 1077-nucleotide messenger RNA. RefSeq lists its product as uncharacterized. The annotation marks the transcript as partial. The transcript has a single exon. The record is from RefSeq and is a predicted model, not a curated record. Lineage: Eukaryota; Viridiplantae; Streptophyta; Magnoliopsida; Poales; Bromeliaceae.
AAACAAGCUCCUAGAGCCUGGUAUGAAAGACUUAGCACUUUUCUUACUUCAAAUAAUUUUUCAAGAGGAAAAGUUGACACCACAUUAUUUAUCAAAAUUAAGGGUAAAGAUUUUCUCAUUAUACAAAUUUAUGUGGAUGAUAUUAUAUUUGGUGCUACUAAUGAAUCUCUCUGUAAAGAAUUCUCUAAGCUAAUGCAAAAUGAGUUUGAAAUGAGCAUGAUGGGCGAGCUCUCAUUCUUCCUUGGACUCCAAGUUAAACAAAUGAAAGAUGGAAUAUUCAUCAAUCAAGCCAAGUAUGCAAAAGACCUAAUCAAAAGAUUUGGCUUGAAAAGCUCAAAAGAGACGAACACUCCAAUGAGUGUCUCAACUAAACUUGACAAGGAUGAAAAAGGCAAGGAUGUUGAUAUCAAACUCUACCGAGGUAUGAUUGGCAGUUUACUUUAUCUUACCGCGAGUCGGCCGGACAUUAUGUUUAGUGUUUGCUUGUGUGCUCAGUUUCAAGCUCAACCUAAGGAGUCACACUUAGUGGCUGUAAAGAGAAUUCUUAGAUAUGUUAAAGGGACUCUCAACUUAGGAUUAUGGUAUCCCGAGGGCACUAAUUUUAAUCUCAUUGGCUUUUCAGAUGCCGACUUUGCCGGAUGCAAAGUUGAUCGGAAAAGUACGAGUGGGACUUGUCAAUUUCUUGGUCACUCCUUAGUCUCAUGGUCUUCGAAAAAGCAAAAUUCGGUUGCUCUUUCAACCGCCGAAGCCGAGUACAUCGCGGCAGGUUGUUGUUGUGCACAAGUUUUAUGGAUGAAACAAACCCUUGAGGACUUUGGAGUACAUCAAAAACAAGUUCCAAUCAAAUGUGAUAAUACUAGUGCCAUCAACAUAUCUAAAAAUCCUAUUCAACAUUCUAGAACUAAACACAUUGAAAUUAGACAUCAUUUUAUUAGAGAUCAUAUUCAAAAAGAAGAUGUCACUAUAGAAUUCGUGGACACUUGUAAUCAAUUAGCGGACAUUUUUACUAAACCUCUUAGUGAGGAUAGGUUCACUCAACUUAGAAGAGAAUUAGGAAUGAUUGAUUUAUCUGCUUGA